GACCCCUCCCCCGAAGUUCUGGUAUAAGUGACAGACGGAGAAGGGUGAGGUCUGCUGUGUUAACCCGUGUAAAUACUCAUAAGUGGAUUUAUUAAACCGUUUUUGACCCGGAUUCACACGUUUAAGGGCCAUAAUAACGGAACAUCAGGCAGUAUUGUGUUGUGCAGCUGACCGUGCCAUGGCCACCCUGUUUAAGGAGCUUCCCUCCUAGACACGCCCAGUUGCAUAAGAAACACGCGCACGUACACACGCACACGUGUGGGUUUGCGUGUAUGCAUGAGAUGACGAGCUCCCAUCUGAACGGACAUGUUGGUGACGGGGAAGGCGGAGGAGAGGAGGAGAUGAGGGGGGGUUCUCAGCACAGAGAGAUGGCAGUGGACUGUCCUGGGGAGCUGGGAAGCAGGACCCUGCCGGUACGAAGAUCCGCUCAGCUGGAAAGGAUAAGGCAACAUCAGGAAGACCUCCGACGGCGCCGCGAGGAGGAGGGGAGGCAGUUGGAUCUGAACGCGUCCCUCAGGCUCCGCAAGCUCUCCCAGAACCCCCACGUAGGGAUUGACAACCCCACCUUCCUGCAGGACUCACACACGCCCCAGCAACCCGCGCUGGGAAGCCAGCACGCACAGACAGUGUUGGAGCUGGAGGAGCUGCUCCAGUCCCUCAAGCAGGUGAAGGGCUGCCUGUCCGACGCCCAGAGUCAGAGUGACGUGGAGCUGGUGCUGUCACUGCUCCAGAAGGCUGACUUCCAGUCUGCGCUCAGGAUCCACAAUGCUGUGGCCAACAGCAUGCACCGCCCCUCCCCGCCAUAUCCACACACGCACCAAGCGCUGCAGCUGACCAUGGAGGUGGAGGGUUUGGUCCAGUCCAGUCAGAAUAAAGAUGGCUUAGAGCUGCAGAGUCUACUCUCUGACACACGUGUGCAGGCUCUGCUCGUGGCUCAUGACGGCGUGGCAGAGAGGGAAAUGCAGCUGGAGCCGGUGUCCCCUGCAGGGGAGACUGUGACCCAGUGGGGCGGGGAGACAGUGAAGAUAGUGCGCAUUGAGAAGGCCAGGGACAUACCACUGGGCGCCACGGUGCGUAACGACAUGGACAGUGUGGUGAUCAGCCGGGUGGUGCGCGGGGGCGCUGCGGAGCGCAGCGGCCUACUGUCCGUGGGCGACGAGAUCCUGGAGAUCAACGGGGUCGAGAUCCGGGGAAAGGACGUGAACCAGGUGUUUGAUAUACUGGCGGACAUGCACGGCAUCCUCACCUUUGUGCUGAUCCCCAGCACAGAGGGUAAACCUCCUCCCAUCAAGGAGACAGUGAUUCACGUGAAGGCCCAUUUUGAUUACGACCCCUCAGACGACCCCUACGUACCCUGCAGAGAGCUCGGACUGUCCUUCCAGAAGGGAGACAUCCUCCACAUCAUCAGUCAGACGGAUCCCAACUGGUGGCAGGCGUACCGUGAUGGUGACGAGGAGAACCAGCCCCUGGCCGGACUGGUCCCCGGCAAAAGUUUUCAGCAGCAGAGAGAGGCAAUGAAGCAGACGAUUGAGGAGGACAAAGAACCAGAGAAGUCUGGAAAGCUCUGGUGUGCAAAAAAGAACAAGAGGAAGAGAAAGAAGCUGCUUUACAAUGCCCACAAGAACGAAGAUAAUGACAUUGAAGAAAUUCUCACCUAUGAGGAAAUGGCCCUGUACCAUCAACCAGCCAACAGGAAGCGGCCGAUUGCACUGAUUGGUCCACUGAGCUGUGGCCAGGCGGAGCUUAAGCAGAGACUGGUCAACAGCCAACCAGAGCGCUUCGCUGGGGCUGUCCCUCACACUACAAGGAGUCGUCGCGAUGGAGAGUCGGGUGCGCGAGACUACCAUUUUGUGUCUCGUCAGGCAUUUGAAGCAGAAUUAGCCGCCGGUAAACUGAUAGAAUCUGGCGAGUUUGAGAAGAACUUGUAUGGGACCAGUUCAGACUCUGUGAGACAAAUCAUCAACACUGGAAAGAUCUGCCUUCUCUGUCUGCAUACACAGUCUCUGAAGAUAUUGAGGAGUUCAGACCUGAAGCCCUACAUCAUCUUCAUCGCCCCACCUUCACAAGAGAGACUGAGGGCCCUCUUGGCCAAGGAAAACAAGAACCCCAAGCCCGAGGAGCUGCGCAUCGUGAUCGAGAAAGCACGGGAGAUGGAGCAGAGCUGCGGCCACCUGUUUGACGCGGUCAUCGUCAACACAGACCAGGAGAAGGCCUACAGCGAGCUGCUACGCCUCAUCAACAAGCUGGACACGGAGCCGCAGUGGGUCCCCUGCUCCUGGCUCCGUUGAUCUCCUCCUGCUGUCCAACCAUAUAUAUAUAUAUAUAUAUAUAUAUAUAUAUAUAUAUAUAUAUAUAUAUAUAUAUAUAUAUAUAUAUAUAAAAAAUACACACACACUGUCCUAUUUAGAUCAGGAGACUCGCUCACUUCUUUGAGUUGGUUUAUACGGAGAUGCACUUGGCCAUUGAAGCAGGCUGCUUCACGAGUGCUAGGACAGACCUCAGACUCUGAUGUUAGAAGACGGUGCCCCUUUAGUUAUCUUGUUGCCCCAGGAAGAACGGAACAGGGUGUUUCUAACCGACCGUUUGAAAGGAAUACGACGUGAUGCAUUUUACUUCAAAUUGAGGACAUACUAGAAAUACUUUCUCAAUGAUCCUCAUUUCCACUGAGGAGUGGCCUUAUGUUUCAUAGUCUCUGAAAUAACAGUUUUCACGUUGGCACACAAAUAUUGAUUUGAUAAAAAUGUGAUGCCUUUAGUGUUACUUCACUUCACCUUUCUAUUUUAGAUUCACAGACAUCUUCUUAAGUCGCAAGUAAUCUUUGUAAAAUCCAAUGGCUUUUAAAGCAAUUUUAGCAAUUACAACGGCAACCUGGAUUUAUUCCACAUUGUUGGGUUAGUCUUGUCCAUAAAGAGGCCUUAGUGCACAGGAAAUGUGAAACUCUUAACCCACCACUUUUUUGUUUUUGUUUUAGUCUGUUUUGUGGAAUGAAAGCAGAUGCUGCUUAAUCUGUGAAUACACAAGUGUUUGCCGGCAUAUUACUGGCAUGCUUGUCAAACCCCUCAUUACUACUUGCAUAAAGCCUGAACACGCAUCUGUGCCUGAUAUCAUUCUCUUGCACUACAAAGUCUUUUUUUCCUCAAUUCACAAACACCACUGCCAUCUGGCCUGGACAGACUGCCUGCCACACUUCUGUUCACACACAGCUCAGUCUAGGACCCAGGAUAUACAAAUCUAUUUAUAACCAUAGGACUUGGAUUCAUUUGUCCUAUGUUUCUGCUUAUGGCAGUCGCCCUGACCUGAGCAGUGGUUUGUCUUAUAUUGCAAUAUUCCCCUUAAUUGCCUUCAUUCGUAUCAUGCCCCGAACCCCUCUAUGAAAUACAUGCGUUUAGCCUGGGUGGGAAGUAGUAGUUUUGAAAUGUUUGAUCCUUCCUAUAUUCUGGGAGUUUGUAUGAAUGUGUCACUGUGUGCAAGUUGUCUGUUUGUCCUGUGGAAAUGUGGGCGCGUGUCUCCCCGUCAGUCUCUGUUGAAGUAUUACCUGAAGUAGAUCUGACACCUUAUCACUGUUGUUAUCACUGAGUAGAACAAUUAUAUAUUAUAUUAUAUAUAUAUAUUUGUAAUAAUAAAUAGAUUUAUGAAGUUCUGUUAUGCAUGGAUUGCUGGCUCCGUCUCCCUGGCUGGUUUGUGUCCCGAUGGGGAGGCUGGGCUAAGUGGAGUUCAGCUGUUUUGAAUGUAAAGUAGAAUAUUCAAAUCACUUCCUGUUUAUUGGACAUCACAUUCUUUUUUCUAUGACUAUUCACAAUAAAUAGAUGAUCGCUAGUAAA
Messenger RNA from Gadus macrocephalus (Pacific cod), 3821 nucleotides. It is a transcript of the gene pals1a, whose product is annotated as protein associated with LIN7 1, MAGUK p55 family member a. The transcript has 17 exons. Gene Ontology annotation, biological process: establishment or maintenance of epithelial cell apical/basal polarity; establishment or maintenance of polarity of embryonic epithelium; morphogenesis of an epithelial sheet. The record is from RefSeq and is a predicted model, not a curated record. Gene Ontology annotation, molecular function: protein binding. Bases 273 to 2288 code for a protein of 671 amino acids. Gene Ontology annotation, cellular component: plasma membrane; adherens junction. NCBI's taxonomy places the organism in Eukaryota, Metazoa, Chordata, Actinopteri, Gadiformes, Gadidae.